This is a messenger RNA of Dama dama (fallow deer), 660 nucleotides long. Its product is annotated as small ribosomal subunit protein eS27-like. The transcript has a single exon. Gene Ontology annotation, cellular component: ribosome; cytosolic small ribosomal subunit. Gene Ontology annotation, biological process: ribosomal small subunit assembly; translation. NCBI's taxonomy places the organism in Eukaryota, Metazoa, Chordata, Mammalia, Artiodactyla, Cervidae. Gene Ontology annotation, molecular function: structural constituent of ribosome; RNA binding. The coding region runs from base 388 to 639 and encodes 83 amino acids. The record is from RefSeq and is a predicted model, not a curated record.
GUUAUGGGCAGAACCACUGCCAAGAGUGAAUCCAACUGGCCAAUGGAUCCACAUUGGAGGAAAAAGGAUGGCGCUCAGAGGGUAGACCCUGGGGCUGGUGGAGAUGCAGGCGAGAAGCACGGUACCUGAUCUAACAAACGUGCUGCAAACCUCAGAAAUGCUACAUCCCUGAAUUUGGGAAACACGCUGAGAAGCCCUAUGACACUUGGAGCCCAAGUGACUACUUGUCUUAUGUAAUUCUCCUUAGAUCAAUGAAACGGAUAUGCUUUUCAAAACCCAAAAUAUGAGACAGGCUUAAAGACAGGCUAACAGUGCAACAUUCCUAAAAAAUAUAUUUAAAAUACCAUACUCAGCCCUUUCCGGCGGUGAUGACCUCCUCAUGAGAACAUGCCUCUCGCAAAGGAUCUUCUUCAUCCCUCUCCAGAAGAGGAGAAGAGGAAACACAAGAAGCGCCUGGUGCAGAGCCCCAAUUCCUAUUUCAUGGAUGUAAAAUGCCCAGGAUGCUAUAAAACCACCACCGUCUUUAGCCACGCACAAACAGUAGUUUUGUGUGUUGGUUGCUCUACUGUCCUCUGCCAGCCCACAGGAGGAAAAGCAAGGCUUACAGAAGGAUGCUCUUUCAGAUGGAAGCAGCACUAAAAGCACCCUGUCUCAAGAUGA